Messenger RNA from Sinocyclocheilus rhinocerous, 2396 nucleotides. RefSeq names its product ubiquitin-conjugating enzyme E2S (gene ube2s). The record is from RefSeq and is a predicted model, not a curated record. NCBI's taxonomy places the organism in Eukaryota, Metazoa, Chordata, Actinopteri, Cypriniformes, Cyprinidae. Bases 538 to 1227 code for a protein of 229 amino acids. The transcript is spliced from 4 exons.
GAUUGGUUAAACCUCUUUCGAACUGCUUCUUAGACGAAUUGUAUUUUUGUUCCUGUGUCAAAAAGACAGCUAGCUGAUAACAAGCUACAGGAGCCACCUGUGGCAGUUAGCUAUCGAGCAAACCGACUUUAUCAGACGAAACUGACAACAUAUUGGACUUUAAAACCUUUAGACGGCACGUUUCAUCUGAGGACCACAUCGGAUAGCAGUUUCACAAGGGAAAGCUUUGGAGAAUAGCUAGAUAGCUUGCAUUGCUCAGCAAGCCCACCGCUAGCUUAGCCUUGUUUGGUAGUAACACUAGCAAGUCGACCGACACUACAGUGAGAAAUUGGUAUUGAUAAUUUGUAAAUUCUUUAAACGUCUUAAUAUAUGUUGCAGUCUUGAUUGAUUGCAACUUUUAGAUUCGUUAUCAGUGGUUUCCGUCGGUCUCGUUGUGGAUCACCGGAUCGGUCUCGUCGGCCGGUUGGGUAGCAGUUAGCCAAGUUUUCUCAUUUGAGAUAAAUUUGCUGGCUAUUAGAAAACCCCACACAGCUGGAAAUGAAUUCAAACGUGGAGAACUUGCCGCCUCAAGUGUUGAGACUCGUCUAUAAAGAGGUUUCCGCCUUGGCAGCAGACCCUCCGGAGGGGAUCAAAAUCUACCCCAGUGAAGAGGACAUCACAGAGCUGCACACUGCCAUUGAGGGCCCAGAAGGAACUCCGUAUGCUGGAGGGGUAUUCCGGAUGCGUUUGGUCCUUGGGAAGGAUUUUCCUGCUGCACCUCCCAGAGGCUAUUUCCUCACGAAGAUUUUCCAUCCUAAUGUUGGGCACAAGGGUGAGAUCUGUGUCAAUGUACUGAAAAGAGACUGGAAGGCAGAGCUGGGCCUAAGACAUGUAUUGCUUACCAUCAAGUGCCUUCUGAUCCAUCCUAACCCAGAGUCGGCUCUGAACGAAGAGGCUGGGAGGUUACUUUUGGAGGACUAUAAGGAGUAUGCAUCCCGUGCUCACCUUCUUACAGAGAUCCAUGCUAUGGGAGGCACGUCAGGGGCCCUUCAAGAGCCCGCUGAUGGACCCCAACCUAAGAAGCAUGCAGGAGACCCAAACAAACGUGUAGCCGGGGCUGGUUUGCCAACAAAUGGUGUUGCCACCAACAAUUUAAGUAACAGCAGCUCCAGCGGCACAAGCAGUAGCAAUACUAAUAUAGUUGCAAAGAAGAAAACGGAUAAAAAACGAGCUCUGAGGAGGCUAUAAAAGAGAAUGAAUCUGUGCUUUUUGUGUACAUAUAAAUAUUGAUGUGUGCAGACCACCUUUUCUCCUCCUCAAACUGUCUUUCCAUUUUUAGGAUAGCACAUUCAUUUUGGCAUGCUCCUACCAGAUCACUCCUCUCAUUUUUGUUCCCUUGUCUCUUUCAACUUGUUCUCAGGACUUGAACUGUCCUUGUGACAAUUCUCUCUUUGUUCCGUUCACAAAAGGGGUUUUCAUCUGUGUUUCAGAAGUUUUACGAGUAUGAAAACAGUAGUAAAAGUUUUGACAGUUCAUUUGUGGCCUCGACAAUUAUAUCAUGACCAUAAGCAAGAUUUUGGUGUGUACUGUCUGCAGAGAAUUUAUAAUAUUUAGAUUGCAGGUGUGAUGGGACAGUUACUGUAAUUCUGUCCUACUGUAGUACUGUACUGUUUUUCUGGGGUUUAAUGAAGAAUAGUACAUUGCACAGGAUAUGAUCGUUGUGUGUGUUUGUGGUGAAAGAUACAAGAUCAGGAAUAACAGACAGGGAGUUAAAAUGUGGUCUGAAUAUUACUCGUAUGAAUAUUACUACUUUGUUUGUUUUAAUGGUUUUUUUUGUGAGUGCAUAUUUGUGUGGUAUUAUUUUUAUAGUUUUACUAAAUUUGUCUGUUCAUUUCUAUUUUGUAGUUCACUUUUCAAAAGGCCUUUUUCCAUUUUUUAAGUGAAUGGCUACAUUUACCUGACACUGACGCUUGAGAUUGAGUCCUUAAAGCCUUUGGGUCAGUUGGGGUAGAGCAUUGGGGCUAAUAGUUAAUCAUGAAAUAUGAGCCAGAAGUGGUGUUCAGUGUUGUCUUUUAAAUGAAGUAGUUUGGUUAUACUUUUCAAUAAGAACAUUUACUCCUUUUUAUAUGACACAGCUGCAAUUUUCUCUGGCUCUCUUGAUCUCUCAAUCAAAAGGCUGUUAAGGAAUCUCUGGUAGUCUGUUGUUGCCCAUUGUUACAUUAUAUGGGGCCUUCAGUUCCCAAAGAUCCUCUUAACAAAGUGAUAUGAACUUUGGACAAGAUGCGUUUGCAGAAACAGUUUGCGAACAUAUUUAAAAGUUUGUGGAUAAACUAUAGGGCAUUUUGUGGCCAUUUAAGUUAUUUAAAUUAAUAAGAAAUAAAUAAAUUUUUGAGAGCAGUUCGAUUUUUUUCCUUUUA